Trichechus manatus latirostris (Florida manatee) is the source of this 795-nucleotide messenger RNA. It is a transcript of the gene IGFBP1, whose product is annotated as insulin like growth factor binding protein 1. Lineage: Eukaryota; Metazoa; Chordata; Mammalia; Sirenia; Trichechidae. The record is from RefSeq and is a predicted model, not a curated record. Bases 1 to 795 code for a protein of 264 amino acids. Gene Ontology annotation, molecular function: insulin-like growth factor I binding; insulin-like growth factor II binding. The transcript has 4 exons. Gene Ontology annotation, cellular component: extracellular region. Gene Ontology annotation, biological process: regulation of insulin-like growth factor receptor signaling pathway.
AUGCCCGAGACCCUCUUUGCCCGCGCCUGGCCGCUGCUGCUCCUGCUGGGCACCCUCCUUGGCGCGAUGGCCGCACCUCCGCCCUGGCGCUGCGCGCCCUGCUCCGACGAGAAGCUGGCGCUCUGCCCGCCAGUGCCCGCUUCGUGCCAGGAGCUCGCCCGGCCAGCGGGCUGCGGCUGCUGCCCGACGUGCGCCCUGCAGCUGGGUGCGGCAUGCGGCGUGAGCACCGCGCGCUGUGGCCGCGGGCUGAGCUGCCGAGCGCUGCCGGGGGAGCCACGGCCCCUGCACGCCCUCAUCCGCGGCCAGGGCGCCUGUUUGCCUGAGCCAGACGAUGCUGGUACCUCCCCUCACUUGAAGGACUACUCAGACCCAGAGAACGGGCCUGCUGAGAGUUCAGAGAUGACACAGGAGCAGCUCCUGGGCAGCUUCCACCUGAUGGCCCCUUCUGGUGAGGCCGAGUCUAUCCUCUGGAACGCCAUCAGCACUUACCAGAGCAUCAAGUCUCGCGAGAUCACGGGCAUCAAAAAAUGGAAGGAGCCAUGCCAAAGAGAACUCUACAAAGUACUGGAUAGAUUAGCCAAGGCUCAACAGAAGGCUGGAGAAGAACUUUACAAAUUUUAUCUACCAAACUGCAACAAGAAUGGAUUUUAUCACAGCAAACAGUGUGAGACAUCCUUGGAGGGCGAGGCGGGGCUCUGCUGGUGUGUGUACCCAUGGAAUGGAAAGAAGAUCCCAGGGGUUCCAGAGGUCAGGGGAGACCCCCACUGCCGUCAGUAUUUUAAUUUACAAAGCUGA